This is a messenger RNA of Rhagoletis pomonella (apple maggot), 3512 nucleotides long. RefSeq names its product dopamine receptor 2 (gene Dop1R2). Lineage: Eukaryota; Metazoa; Arthropoda; Insecta; Diptera; Tephritidae. Gene Ontology annotation, biological process: adenylate cyclase-activating adrenergic receptor signaling pathway. Gene Ontology annotation, molecular function: G protein-coupled receptor activity. The record is from RefSeq and is a predicted model, not a curated record. Gene Ontology annotation, cellular component: membrane.
GUGCACGUAAAUACGGACGAACUUCGCUGCGUCUAUGUUUCACCGCAGCUAAAGCUAAGGGCAGUUGCAGCUGUGUCGCUUAAGUGAUCGUGAAGGCUCGCAAAUAACUGUGAUGUGUAUGUAUGUAUGUUAGCAUGUACGACUGGCAGAUAGUACAGCAAUUUGUCACCCAUAUCCACACACGGUAAUCUUAAGCGUUGCUUGAGCAUCGUACGCAUGCGCCGGAGUCACGAUAAUGAAUUAUGUGAAUAGUCAUAGCGUCGCAAGUAGCAUCGGCAGUACGAAUAGCAGCACCACCAUCACCGCCACCACUAACUACAAAAACAAAAACUUCAACAAUGUCUAUGCCUCGAGCAGUAGAGGAGGAAGUGCCCCCCCCACCGAUACCGUCACCGGCGUUAAUAACUCGCUUUACUAUUGGCAGUAUACGGCAGAUGAGUUGUCCGAAUUCUCACUCGUCGCACCAGAGUUGGAGCCUUCCAUGCAACAACUAUCUUCAGCGCCGCAGCAACCCGCAUCAACAUUCUCAUAUCAGCAAUCAAAUACCCGCUCUGACAAUCGCAGCACGGAAGCUCAAGGCGAACCGCCACCUCACUUCUAUACAAGCUUCAACAUCUCCGACGAUAUCUUCGACUACUUCAAUGGCUUUCUCGAUAGCGCCGAACAGCAGCCACAGCAGCUGUUGACCACUACUGGCACUGAAGUUAUCACUCCAACCACCGCCUCUACAGUCAUCGCAUCCAAUGGCUCGCUGACAUCGUACAUAUACGAUGUUAGUAAUGGCACCCGCGAUCCGCACCUGGGCGAGUUUCUCGGCCUGCUUCCCAACGAUCGUAUCUCGCUAUUAUCGUUUCUUUUCCUCUUCUCUUUUGCCACCGUAUUCGGAAAUUCACUGGUAAUUUUGGCUGUUAUACGUGAACGUUAUCUACACACGGCUACAAAUUACUUCAUUACGAGCCUGGCGGUAGCUGAUUGCUUGGUGGGUUUGGUUGUGAUGCCCUUUUCGGCGCUGUAUGAAGUGCUUGAGAAUACGUGGUUCUUCGGCACCGAUUGGUGUGACAUUUGGCGUUCGCUGGACGUACUCUUCAGCACCGCCUCCAUACUGAAUUUAUGUGUGAUAUCAUUGGAUCGUUAUUGGGCCAUCACCGACCCCUUCUCGUAUCCGAUGCGCAUGACAGUGAAACGGGCCGCUGCGCUCAUUUGCGCUGUGUGGGUAUGUUCGAGCGCCAUUAGCUUUCCAGCGAUUGUGUGGUGGCGUGCGGCGCGGGAUGGCGAGAUGCCCGCCUACAAAUGCACCUUUACGGAGCACCUCGGCUAUUUGGUAUUCUCGUCAACAAUCUCAUUUUACCUACCACUGCUAGUCAUGGUUUUCACAUAUUGUCGCAUUUAUCGUGCGGCGGUGAUUCAAACGCGUUCACUAAAAAUCGGCACCAAACAAGUGCUAAUGGCGUCCGGUGAACUGCAAUUGACAUUGCGCAUCCAUCGUGGUGGCACGACGCGUGAACCUUCGACCAGUGCAUCGCAUCAUCCGACAAUUCACGGUUCGCUGGGUGGCGCGCCCAGUGGCGAAGGCGCACAACACCAUCGACACCAUUCGCAUCUUCACUCGGCACAUCACAAUCACAGUACGUCCGGCACGACGACUUCGACACCCGAAGAGCCCGACGACGAGCCACUAUCGGCGCUGCACAAUAAUGGCUUAGCACGGCAUAGACAUAUGGGAAAGAAUUUCUCGUUGUCACGAAAGUUGGCGAAAUUCGCCAAAGAGAAGAAGGCAGCCAAGACACUGGGUAUAGUAAUGGGUGUAUUCAUCGUGUGCUGGCUGCCGUUCUUUGUUGUAAAUCUUCUUUCCGGUUUCUGCGUGGAAUGCAUCGAGCACGAGGAAAUAGUGUCGGCGAUAGUGACCUGGCUGGGAUGGAUAAACUCCUGCAUGAAUCCGGUGAUAUAUGCCUGUUGGAGCAGGGAUUUCAGGAGAGCUUUUGUGCGUCUGCUAUGCGUUUGUUGCCCACGCAAAAUACGCCGCAAAUACCAACCGACGAUGCGUUCUAAAUCACAGUGUCAUGUUGCAGCCGCAAUGGUGGCCGCCUCCACGCCAUUCAGCUACUCUUCCGUACAACAGUAUGAAGGCAAUCGUUCGAUCAUGUGACGGCAGCUGAGCAGCUGUAGCUCCUGUAGCGGUAGCAGCAGCUGCGGGCGAAACAUCGUACAUCAUCAUCAUCAUACGCAUCCGCACACGCACUUGCAACAACAUCAACAACAGCAGCAGCAGCAGCAGCAGCUACAACGCAGUUGCACACGCUGCCAGAGCUUUCAUCGUCAUCAUCAUCGACAACGACGGCGAAGCUCUGCGUUGCGUGAAGACUUCAGCAGCAUGCCGACAUCUAGCAAUGACUGCAGCGGCGCUAGCAAUAAGAACAAUACCAACACUAAUGGUCGCGGCAAUGGCGGCAGUAACGGUAGUCACACAAAAGCGGUUGUUACUUUUUCACCACCGAUUGUUGCAGCAUCGAUGCAAGUACCGCCUUCGUUGUCUGGCUCAAUGAUCACCAUUUCCUCGGUGCCGACAUCGUUAAUGUUGGGCGCACCGCCAACACCUGCAGGCGGACACUCACGCAGUGCGGCCACAACACCGCUUACGACGAAUGUCAGCGCAAAUGCGACGAACACCACGAAGCAUUGCAGCUUUGCGCUUACGCCACUCAUACCGCCACCGCCACCGCCAAGGCAAUUGUCGUUUCUCACUUCAGCGCGUUUUCAUGCGAACGCCGCCCACAACGCUAGUAAAGCGGAGGCGGCACCGCAUACGCCACCUACAACAUUUGGCAAUUCAACGCUUUUGCCACCAACAAUAGCAACAGCAUCGGCACCAUCACUUAUCGAAACAGUAGGCAAUUUGGCACAGUCGCCGCCGCCAAUCGUGCCGCUCACACCACUAACGCCAAGUUCACACACAGAGCUCGAAGAGCACGGCAAGCAUGCGCCACUGGAGGCUCAACAAAGCGCGCUUAGUCAAUUAACUACAUUGGAGGAUGUUGUCAUAAGCGGCAGUGCGUGGAGUAUACGUGUGGAGGAUGAGUGCAGCGAAUGAAGGCGAGCGAGUUGGUGAAAGAUACAGAGAGAGAGAGAGAGAGAGAGAGAGAGAAACAAGGCUUCCGGAUUUCAUACUACAAAACUAAUACUUUUUAGUGCAGCCGCUAAGUCAUGCAAUGCGUUAAUAUAGCAAAGCCUCCUAGUACUUCCAUGCAGCUGUCAAGCAGUUACACUCAUAAAGGUAAUCGUAAAACGUCGCUCAUUUAUAAAUUUAAUGACAACAUUUAAGCAAUUAAUUGUCUGCUCUGCUAUGCAUUAUAAAAUUUCUUGUAAAAAAAAACUUUUAUUACUAAGCGUAAGUUCUCUUUUGACAUAAUGUAAGUGGCUAGUUUAAAUAGCGUCUAAAUAGAUAUACUUAAAGAGAUAUUAUAUGUAGCAGUAAGAAUAAUUCGAGAAAAUUACUUCGUGUGUUAUUUAUAGUA